Brenthis ino (lesser marbled fritillary) is the source of this 1482-nucleotide messenger RNA. The record is from the annotation of a GenBank genome assembly. NCBI's taxonomy places the organism in Eukaryota, Metazoa, Arthropoda, Insecta, Lepidoptera, Nymphalidae.
AUGAACGGCAUUACGCCAGAAGAAACAAAUGCACGUGAAAGCACAUGCCCUUUGUGGGAGAGGCUCGGUUGCGUGCGCGCAGCACGUUUCUGCAGACGACGGCUAAGGCGUGUCGCACCUGAAAGUAAAACUCGAAGCCGUGAAUCUCGCAGGCGGAUCAACCGUCCACCAUCAGCUAUAUACAGCACGUUCAGCGAGCGGGUCCGAGUAAACACACCCGCCGCUUUACAAUGUGCGCUGUUCUGUGGUGGAUCUCGUUGCCAGUACGAGCUACCCCAAAAAUGUGGAACUGCCAUACAAGGGUUAUAUUCUGAUUGGGUCACCGAUGACAUCCUCGCGAUGGCGCGUCCCAGUACUGCGAGUAUCGCUGCUAGGAACAUUAUACAACAGUUUCAUAGCUGGGGUAUCCGAACUGUGAUCAACCUCCAAACACCUGGAGAGCACGCGAGUUGUGGACCUUCACUUACCGAGUCAGGAUUCACAUACGACCCCAACAUAUUCAUGGCUAAUGAUAUAUACUACUACAAUUUCGCUUGGCCAGACUAUGGGGAGGCGACUCUGAGUGGACUAUUAGAUAUGGCAAAGGUGCUAUCAUUUGCUUUACAAGAAGGCAGAGUAGCGAUUCAUUGCCAUGCAGUGUGCAAGUGUAAAACUAGAUUGGACGGCAAAGUUGUCAUUGUCACUGGAGGAAAUUCUGGUAUCGGCUUGGAAACAGCCAAAAAUUUAGCUGGAAGAGGCGCGAGAGUCAUAAUCGCAAGUAGGGAUGUUAAAAAAUCUGAAAAAGUUGUUACAGAUAUAAAAGCAGCUACUGGAAACACAAAUGUAGAAUUCCGACAACUGAAUUUAGCAUCUAAAGAUAGCAUUAAAAAAUUCGCUGAAGAAUUCAAUAAGGAUUUCGACCGUUUGGACAUUUUGGUUAACAACGCCGGCAUUGGUGCUAUAAAGAGCGCUACAAACAGUGACGGAAUAGACUUACUAAUGCAAAUUAACUACGUCGGUCCGUUUCAUCUUACUCAAUUAUUGCUUGAUAAACUAAAAGUCUCAAAACCAAGUCGAAUAAUUGUGGUAUCUUCGUACGCACAUGCUUUUGCCAAAUUUUCUCUUGAAGAUGUUACAAGAGCCUCAGAUGGCACUGUGAGAUACUGUAAUACAAAGCUCUGCGGCAUGUUGUGGACUAGGGAGUUAGCUAAGAGACUGCCCGAAGGUGUAACCGUCAAUUCUGUACACCCAGGACUUGUUAAAACCAAUAUUUUUAAUAGAAUGUCAGCCUUCAAUAAACGAAUACUAUUUUUAAUUAUUGAUCUUGUUUACAAAACACCACUUGAAGGAGCUCAAACUAUAAUUCAUCUGUGUGUAUCCCCGAAAUUAGAAAAUUCGACUGGAGGAUACUAUGUUGACUGUGAAAUAAGAAACCCAUCUAGUCUAGCUGAAAAUGAUAUUCUAGCAGAAAAAUUGUGGAAUAAAACAAUGACUUUAAUUGAA